Molecule: messenger RNA, 4380 nt
Organism: Salarias fasciatus (jewelled blenny)
Lineage: Eukaryota; Metazoa; Chordata; Actinopteri; Blenniiformes; Blenniidae
Gene: adnp2b
Product: ADNP homeobox 2b
Exons: 4
Coding region: 350-3373 (1007 amino acids)
Biological process (GO): regulation of gene expression
Cellular component (GO): nucleus
Molecular function (GO): DNA binding
Source: RefSeq, a predicted model, not a curated record
GCCAUUUUUUUUUCCUCAUCGGGGGGAAGAAAGGGACAAAAGCUUACCAAAAAUAACUUAUCUGCGGACUGGGCUCUCCUCGAGGCGCCUUUUGCGUGUAUCUGCGGUGUUCUCACGGUGUAGCGGACGGAGGGAGGAUGCUGCUCGGAUGAGCUGUGCGGCGGUGGCGGCAGACGCAGCUCACUGAGACACACACACACACAUACACACACACACACACACACGCACACUGAGAAACACACACAGCUUUGGGCCGGUGGAAGUGGGAAGCGAUAGCUGUGUCGGAGGUGGCACAGCGACAACUAACGUUAAUCUGCGCUGAGAAAUUGGACGAGGCCUGCGUGGAAACAUGUAUCAGCUUCCAGUUGGGAAUAUCGACAGGAUCCGAAAGGCCCGCAAGGCAGUCAAGAGUAUCUUAAGUGAGAUCGGCCUGGAAGACUGUCAAGGCCUGCUGAAGGAGCUCAAUGAAAACUCGGAGAACAACUCCGAUGAAGAAGAAGAAGCCUUCCAGGAUACUGAGUGGUAUGAUUUCACAGACGGAUUCAAUGGCCGAAUGCAGAAGAAGUGGCCUUACCGGUCUCGGUCUCUGUGCUGCAACCUGUGCAAGUAUUCGUCGCAAAACAUCUACAACUUCAGAGGCCACGUCUCUCGCUGCCAUGGCUAUGUCCAGACGUACUGCGCGCUGGCGAGCUGCACUCAGUGCCUGUUCAUCGGCCACCCCAAGACUGUUAAGAAACACAUGCUGUUCUUCCACGCCAAACCCAACUCCCACAUGCAGCAGCCGAGGGAAGUAGCGGGCGCGGCCACGGUCCAUCGCGGAAAUGAAAGGUAUCACUGUCGGAGGUGCGGAUAUCCUGCUUCUUCCAUCUUCGUGAUGAAGAAACACAUCAUUCUGAAGCACCUGGACAAUGUGGCGGAGCAGUACAUCGGCUACAGGCUGCAGAUGCACGGACAUUCAACUGUGAAGAUCUACUGCUGCAAGGUGUGUAAGGUUAACAGUGGAUCGCUGGACCAAUUACUGCAUCACUUGCUGAUUGAGCCCGCACACUUCUCCGUCGGCACACAGGUGCAGAGUUUGAUUUAUGAGAACAAGGGCUACACCAUUAAAUCGACUCCCAACGGGAAUGGCAUGUUUGUGACAUUCCCGAGUAUUGCUCCGAAACCACAGCAGGCUCCGCUGUUCAACAGUAACUCUUUGGUCUUGCCGAGUAACGGCCAGCCUCCUGGCACUGUGGUGGCGGUGCAGCAGCUACAAGGAGCUACAAAUAACGCCACCCUGAUCUGCGCCCCUGGAACGAACCAGGCAUUUCUGCCCCCUCAAGCUUCGGCGCUAGUGCAGCUAGCUAGCGCCGAGGCUAAAGGUUUGCUCCAGCCGGGGGCAACAAUAGCCCUUCGAAGUGCUUUGCCCCAAGGAACCUCGAUGGUCCAGCUUCCAACGGUGUCUAACGUUUCUCUGAAGCAGGCUCCGGUGACGUUGACUUCUCAGCCGCAGCCGAGUCAUCCUCAGGCACAGCAGAUCGUUUUUCCAUCAGGAGUGCAGGCCAGUGUGACAAGUGGACACGCGACUGUACCCAAGCCCCCGUUGGUCUCUCACAAUACAGCAGCAACCCAAAGUACCCUGAAAGGCACGAUGCUAACGUCACAGUCUCUGCUCAAUCACUUGAUCCCGACCGGCAACAGCGUGAACGGCAUGCCCACGUAUACCUUCGCUCCUCUGCAAGUAGCAAUGCCUCAGAGCACAAACACCCUUCCCAAGACUGUUGAGCAGAGUAACGCCAGCCCACAGGCGAAGAAAUGGAUCACCUGCCCGCUUUGCAAUGAACUGUUCCCCUCUAACGUUUUCGAGAUGCACACAGAGGUCGCCCACAAAACUAAAUCCAGCACACCCAAGAGCGUGGCGGCGCGAGCAGUGUUUCUGAAGAAAAUGCCCGACAAAACGGUCAAAUGUCUGACGUGCAAAAUUCUCUUAUCGGAAAAGAGUGUCUUCCAGCACCUGCUGCACGGCCUGAAUUGCCUGUACUGCUCCGAACAGUUCUUCUCAAUCAGACAGCUCCUGGAACACGUGAAGCAGCACAAUCCCGCCAGCAAGGCAUACUGUGAUUUCCUGAGACAGAAGUACAGGGUAUACACAAAAGGAGGUGGGGUGAUCCUCUUCCCUUACUUCGAUGUCCACACCACUGCGCCCAAAGAGAUCCUGGGAGACACGGAGGUCAACCUCGCCCUCGUUACAAACUCCCUCGACUUGAUCUUCUUCAAGCUGCAGCCCAGCAACCAGCCAGAAAUCUGCCCGGCGCCUGCUAAAAUCAACAGCUCGUACUGUCCCUUCUGCAACGAGAAGUUUCACCACGAGCCCGAUCACAUCCAGCAUCUCAAGCAGAAGCACUUUGUCGCCCCCACCAUUCACGCCAUCCUCAAAACGGAGGCCUUCAAGUGCAUCUACUGCAACGGCGUGUACACGGGAAAGGUCACGCAGCAGGCCGUGAUGCUCCACAUCCAGCGGUGCCGGUGCUCACCAAAACAUCUACAGCCGCAACCGCAGCCGCCACCGCCACCCAGACCUACAGCCGUGCUGCAGCAGCAACAACCGCAACCGCAACCGCAGCAGCAGCAGCAGCAGCAACAACAGCUCCUGCAAAAGUCAGCUCAGCCACUCAGCCAAGCGUCCGGUCUGUACUUGCUCCAGAUGCCGCAGGGGAUGGCCGUGAAACAGACGCUGGCCCCGACCCGGGUGGUUUCCGCCGCGCCCAAACCCCAACGUCAAGAAAGCGAAGCGGAGCUGCUCUCCAAGAAGAGGCUGGAGGCAGCGUGGAGGGAGGUCAUGGAGACCAACAAACGAGAGCGGGAACAGAAGGCCGCCAUGCGACGGAGGCAGGUGCACGAGAAGCUGUUGCCCCCGCCCGAGCCCGAGCCCGAGGUUCAGAGCGACCCAGCCGUCAAGCUGGCGCUGGAACCCUCGCUGGUGGAGCGCCGCUGCAGCGACGAGGGGAAACUGUUCAUAUCCAAGUACUUCAACGUGAACCCGUACGCGUCCAAAGCCGAGACCGACGAGCUGUGCAAGAGGCUUUCUCUCACCAAGGCCGAGGUGGCGGCGCUGUUCAGCAAGAAGCGCAGCAAAUGCCUGAAGACCGUGAAGAAGAACACGGCUGCCAUUCUCCUCGGCUUCAACAUGACCGAACUGAGCAAGGUGAAGCAUAACCUCCUCACCCCGGUGCUGGAGCCCGCCGUUACUCCAGAGUCGCCGUCCGAGUCACCAGGCGACGACGCUCCAGAGAAAGGAGACGCGAAGGAUGGAGCAGAGCCGAUGGAUGAAAGCGGAAACGACAAAGCCCCAGACGUGGAGCCGAUGGAGGUGGAAUCUCAAACGGGCAAAUAGUCUGAGGGACUCAAACUGACGAGCGACGACGGCCUUUUGUUGUUGACACUCAUUAAAUGACGUAUUUCAUAGCAACCUAAAGUGUAAGUGAGGGCAGUUUGUCGACGUAGCCUUCUGUAUUAGCAUUUCGUUUGAACUCAGUAUGUUGUUGGUGAUCCAUAGCCCAAUUGCUACAACAACUCAAAGCCACGUUCUCGAUGCUCCUUUUGAACGCCAUGAAGAGACGGAGGAAAUAUUGUGAAGCAGACUGUAAAACAGUAUUUAACUAAACACAAUCUCGCUCUACUCGUCACAUACUACAGACUUUACCUGCCACAUUAACUUUGCUGCUUUUUGCACCAUUUAUUUAAGCCCCUCUUCUCCGAACCCCAUUUUCCCAGGGCACACGGUCAUUGAUAUCAGGUAUCGGCAAGCUCCCCUUCUGAUUUAAUCCAGUUUGUCAUGUGCACAUCUUAUGUAUUUUUGUUGGCUUUGUUUUUGUUUAAGUGUUUGAAGUAAUCACUGAAAGUUUUUACCCUUUCAACUCCGUACUGCAGGUCAAAGGGACGUGGCUUUCUCGCUUUACUCCUCGUAGAGAUGAAUGUUCAUCUUACAAGUUUCAAAGCCAAAAUCUAAAGAAUGUACAAACGUUUGGGUCGCCCGGUUGUCGAAUAGCCAGUUUAUCGACCACUGUUGCUUGCAUGAGCCUUUCUUUCAUUAUCCGAUGAAAUUUUGAUUUGUGCCAUUGUGGAAUCGACACGUUUGCAUUAGACCUGUGGUUGUUUGACAUAGAGAUUUAACAUAACGAAACAUGUUUCUGGGUGUUCCCCAUAUAGCUUCUGCUCUCCUGACAGCUGGUUUUUUGUACUGUACUUGUAUUUUCUAUAAUUCUUAGAGUAUAAAAUAUGUUGGGAGAGGAAAAAGAGAAACCUCCAUCCUGUCCUAGGCCACUGUGUUGUAAGAUAAUAAAGUGGUGUCCUUUUACAUAAAUGAUCCAUUUUUAUUUUAUUUUGUAAUAAAAAAAACAU